Messenger RNA from Lotus japonicus, 3268 nucleotides. RefSeq lists its product as uncharacterized. The transcript has 8 exons. The record is from RefSeq and is a predicted model, not a curated record. Lineage: Eukaryota; Viridiplantae; Streptophyta; Magnoliopsida; Fabales; Fabaceae. Gene Ontology annotation, molecular function: helicase activity. The coding region runs from base 201 to 3011 and encodes 936 amino acids.
AUUUUGCUAGCUAUAGUUGGUCUUCUACAGAGUCAACCUCCUCUUGUUCUAACUUGAUUUUUUACAUACACUGCAUAUAACCAUUACGCACACUUUUUACACUCUUGGUAAAUGUGAUGUAGCUGUUGAGAAGCUGUGAAUGAUAUUGCUGUCACUGAUUGAUUUAGAGUUGAGAGAAAAAGAAGUGAUAAGGAGCAAGGAUGCAGAAUUAUCAUACCACAAGGGAAAAUUUUGUGAACGACUUGAUAGAUAUUGUAUUCUCUUGGACUCUUGAGGAUGCUCUCACUGAAAAUCUCUUCAAAUACCAGAUACCGAAGAUACCAAAAACAUUCAUGUCAAUAAAACAUUACAUGAAUUCAUUCAUCCCUGCAUUGAUUGAAGAAACUCAUAGUGAACUGUAUUCAGGCUUGAUAAGCGUGUCUCAAGCUCCUUUUUGUGAAAUCUCGACAAUUGAACCAUCCAGGGACUUCAAUCCUCCCAUGGGCUUGUUCUAUAAGAUUAAAUUGAAGAGCACCACUGAGGAUGUCCAAGCUGUAAGAAAAUAUGUACCUGAGGUUGGAGAUAUCUUUGCAUUCACAACUAUUAGACCGAGAAGUGUAGAUGACUUGAACAUGCCCGAAAACUACUACCAUAUCGCUUAUGUUGAAAGGAAAAAAGAUGAAUACACUGAUGAGAUCUCUAUAUUGUCAUCCAAUGACAUGGAGUUGGAUGCUAAAACUGACUUCAGUAGUAACAAAGCACAAAAGCUUUAUGCUGUCUUUCUUAUGAACAUGACAACAAAUGUUCGGAUUUGGAAAGCCUUGCACCAUGAGUUGGAGGCUGCAAACAUGAACCUUGUUUGGGAAGUGGUGCAAGCUGAUGCGAAAAGACAGCAGAGUGGAGAAAACUGUCCCAUUUGCUUAUCUGGAGAAAAUCUCAGUCCAGGCUAUUCUCAAGUACAAAACAUAAUCAGAGCUCAGAAUUUAAAUGAAUCUCAAAAGGAGGCUGUUUUAAGCUGUUUUACUAUGAGAAAAUGUCAUCAUAAUAGUGACCCCAUAAAACUCAUAUGGGGUCCUCCAGGGACAGGCAAAACAAAAACAGUUGCUUCCUUGUUGUUUUGCCUUCUGAAGUCAAGAAUCAGAACACUGACAUGUGCUCCAACUAAUACUGCAGUGAUAGCAGUAGCAACUCGCCUUCACAGCAUAGUUAAGGAUUUACAUGAAUAUGAUACAUAUGGUCUUGGUGAUGUAGUGCUGUUCGGCAAUGGUGAAAGAUUGAACAUAGAUAAUCAUAAGAGUCUUCAGGAAGUGUUUCUGGAUCGUAGAGUGAAAGAAUUGUUGCCAUGUUUUCUUCCAUUGACUGGAUGGAAACAUUACUUGGAAUCAAUGAUCAAGUUACUAAAGGAUCCCAAAGAGCAAUAUGCUAAAUAUAAUAAGCGCGAUGUGAAUGAUGGUGAGGAGGAUCUGAUGUCAUUAGAAGAAUUUGCUAAGAAAAGUUGUCCUAAUCUAGAAGCUGUAUAUAAUUCAUACAAGAAGCGUGGUAAGAGUCUUGUUCCUAUCACAUUGACGGAAUUUGUGAAAAAGAGAUAUGACCAUAUAGUGGAGCAAUACCAAAUCUAUGGAGAUGAGAAAAAGUUAAAUGCCGGUAUGACUAUGGAGGAAUUUGUUAGGCAGAGAUUCAGUUUCAUAGGAGAGAAGCUCAAGAUACUCAUGCGAACCUUGUACACACACUUACCGACAUCUUUCAUUCCAUUAAAGGUGGUUAAGAAAAUGUUUACAGCUCUGGACUUGCUAAAAUCUCUUGAAAUUUCGUUGCGGCAAACCAAGUCCAUUCAAGCUCUUCAUGAUUCUGAAGACGGACAAAAGCACUUUAAAUGGUUAAGCUCCAACAAAGACAUGCUACUGUGCGCCCUGAUUUCACUUUCUAUGCGGAUUCAGCUUCCCAAUAUUAUAAGCAAAUAUAGCAUAUCAGAAUUUUGCUUGAGUAAUGCAUGCCUAGUCUUUAGUACAGCAUCAAGUUCUUCUAAAUUGUACACAAAAGGAAUGACAGAAGUGAAAUUCCUAGUUAUUGAUGAAGCAGCACAGCUAAAAGAAUGUGAAUCAAACAUUCCAUUACAGCUACCAGGCCUCCAUAGUUGUGUCCUCAUAGGUGAUGAGAAACAGCUCCCAGCAAUGGUCAGAAGCAAGAUUUCUGACAGGGCUGAGUUUGGAAGAAGCUUGUUCCAGAGGCUGGUAAUGUUGGGAUACAAGAAGCAUAUGCUUAAUGUUCAAUAUAGAAUGCAUCCAUCCAUUAGCAUGUUCCCAAGUAAGGAGUUUUAUAAUGGGAAACUCCGUGAUUCUCCCAAUGUCAGAGAAUUAAGCUAUAAUAAGCGUUUCCUUGAAGGGAAAAUGUAUGCUUCAUACUCUUUUAUAAACAUAUCAAAGGGUAAAGAGCAAUCUAAUCAUGACUUCAGUUUGAAGAAUACGGUUGAGGCUGCUGCUAUUGCGAAGAUUAUUGGAAACCUCAAGAGGGAAUGUGUGAGGACGAGAACAAAACUUAGCAUAGGGAUCAUAUCUCCGUACAAGGCUCAAGUUUCUGAAAUCCAAGAGAAAGUUAAGCAGCAUGUAUCGGUUUAUGAUACCUACUUCUCUGUUAGUGUUCGUUCUGUUGAUGGCUUUCAAGGUGGUGAAGAAGAUUUAAUUAUAAUUUCGACUGUGAGAUCUAAUCGGAGUGGAAAUGUGGGCUUUCUUUCCAAUAGACAAAGAGCAAAUGUGGCUAUAACAAGGGCUAGACAUUGCCUUUGGAUAUUAGGAAAUGCAGCAACUUUAAUCCACAGUGGCUCAGUGUGGAGAAAGUUAGUUCUUGAUGCUAAGGAAAGAGGCUGUUACCAUAAUGCUGAUGAGGACAAGAAGUUGGCUAAGGCUAUUGACUAUGCCUUGUAUGAGAUGGAACUACUGGAUGGAUCUGCAUCACCAUUUCAGAAACUAAGCCUAAGGGACAAGCCAGAAACAACUGCUAAUUUCUCUAGGAAACUAUGGAAUUCAAGGCGAUGAUAAUGAACAAGGAUGGCUGAUUACUGCGUAGACCCUGGCUGACGCUAAUGCUCGAAUUUUUUCACCACAACAACAACCAAAUCAUGUUCACAUUGAUAAUUCUCGAGUUCUAACUCUUGUUUGUUUUUCGAUUGUUUCUCGAGUUGAACUAUUUGGACAUUAAAUUAUACAUAUAGAGAUGUUCUCUAUUUGUUAUCAAGUAUCGUGCAUCAUUAUUAAAUACUUUGAAUUCGGUAAUGUAGCUUGGUUACUUGAUU